ACCUUUUUGAUCAAUCUGUGCUUUUAGCAGCGAAAGGUCUACAAGCGAAUCUCCUACACUACAACCCUUCAAAAAUUAAACAUGUCUUCUUCAACUUCAAGCACAGUUCGUCGCCGUCCGGUGUCUUCCACCGAAAAAGAAGAAUCCCCCAACUCCAGUCUCCCCAUGAAACAGAUCCCCGGCAACUAUGGCCUUCCCUUUAUUGGCCCGAUAAAGGACCGGCUCGACUACUUCUACAACCAAGGUCGAGAUGAAUUCUUCAAGACCCGCAUGCAGAAAUACGGAUCAACCGUCUUCCGAGCUAACAUGCCUCCCGGUCCAUUCAUGGCUUCCAACCCCAACGUCGUUGUGCUUCUCGAUGCCGUAAGCUUCCCUGUUCUCUUUGACGUUUCCAAGGUGGAGAAGAGGGACCUCUUCACCGGCACUUACAUGCCCUCCACCGCCCUCACCGGCGGUUACCGCGUCUGCGCUUAUCUAGACCCAUCGGAGCCCAACCACACAAAGCUCAAGCGCCUUAUCUUCUUAUUGCUUUCGUCUCGUCACAGUAAAUAUAUACCAGAAUUCCACAAAAGUUUCUCCGUCCUAUUCGACAAUCUCGAAACUGAGAUUAAAAACAAAGGAGAAGCCAACUUCAAUAACCUCAACGAUAAGACUUCUUUCGAUUACCUUUUGAAGGCCUAUUUUGACAAGGACCCGGCUGAAACCAAGAUCGAGUCGAAGGGUUCGAAUUAUGUUACUAAGUGGCUGUUUUUCCAACUUUGUCCCCUGAUAACCCUCGGCUUGCCUAAACUUGUUAGCUUCGUGGAAGAUAUUCUUCUACACACUUUUCCUCUCCCACCAUUUCUCGUCAAGUCCGACUACAUGAAGCUCUAUGAUGUCUUCUACACCUCUGCCGCUGCACUUUUAGAUGAAGCAGAGAAAAUGGGGCUUAACAGAAAGGAAGCUUGCCACAACCUGCUCUUCGUUACGUGCUUCAAUGCCUACGGKGGGAUGAAAAUUCUUUUCCCUGCCUUAAUGAAGUGGGUUGGCUUAGCUGGAGAAGAGCUUCACAAACAGCUAGCCGACGAGAUCAGAGCAGCGGUUAAAGCGGAGGGAGGUGUGACCUUAAAUGCAAUAGAGAAGAUGCCACUUACAAAGUCGGCAGUCUACGAGGCAYUGAGGAUCGAACCGCCUGUKAUGUUYCAGUAYGGSAARGCCAAGAAGGAUUUGGUGAUCGAGAGCCACGACGCGGCUUAUGAAGUGAAGAAAGGCGAGAUGAUAUUUGGGUUUCAGCCGUUCGCCACCAAAGAUCCGAAGAUAUUCGACAAAGCAGAGGAGUACAUUGCUAGCAGGUUCGUUGGAGAGGGAGAGAAGCUGUUGAAGUAUGUGUUCUGGUCUAACGGACGGGAAACGGAGAAUCCGACGGAGGAGAAUAAACAGUGCCCCGGAAAGGAUUUUGUGGUGUUAGUAGCGAGGCUUCUGCUGGUGGAAUUCUUUCUGCGUUUUGAUACUUUCACAGUUGAGGUUAGUACCAUCUUGUUGGGGCCUUCGGUGAAGGUGAAGUCCUUAACCACUGCCAGGAUUUCCACCCCAUAAAGUUGGAUAAAUUCGUAGUUUUACUAGACAGUGAUUGCAUUCUUGUUUUUUUUUUUUCUUUUC
This is a messenger RNA of Nelumbo nucifera (sacred lotus), 1638 nucleotides long. RefSeq names its product allene oxide synthase 1, chloroplastic-like. Gene Ontology annotation, molecular function: monooxygenase activity; iron ion binding; heme binding. Lineage: Eukaryota; Viridiplantae; Streptophyta; Magnoliopsida; Proteales; Nelumbonaceae. Gene Ontology annotation, biological process: sterol metabolic process. The record is from RefSeq and is a predicted model, not a curated record.